Molecule: messenger RNA, 420 nt
Organism: Rhizopus microsporus ATCC 52813
Lineage: Eukaryota; Fungi; Mucoromycota; Mucoromycetes; Mucorales; Rhizopodaceae
Exons: 1
Coding region: 49-378 (109 amino acids)
Source: RefSeq, a predicted model, not a curated record
GGCGAGAGGAAAAAGUUGAAAGAUACGUUGGCUCCUGCAACCCAAUUUAUGUGGAAUCUCAGAGGAAAGCUGGAAGAAGCAGCUAUCAACCUGCACAAAAUACAAGAGAGCCAUAACGAUAUCAAAAAACAAUACAGACGUCUUGAAAUUAAAUCAAUGUAUCUCACUGACUUCGUAAACCCUCGAUUUAUGAAGCUACCACAAAGACUGUACUCAAAAGGAAUGUCUAAAUAUGGUCUUCUCAGCUCUCCCAAACAUGAUUAUCAGCCGUUCGUUUUUAUGCCUUGUGGUUUUCUGCCUCUUCUCUAUACAUAUACCCUAUGCUCUAUAUCCUAUGUCCUAUGGUUAUGUCCUAUGCUUUAUAAUUGUUUAACUUGACCAUCCCAUAUUAAAUAAAACUGCAAAUGAAAUUUCAGUAGA